This is a messenger RNA of Stegastes partitus (bicolor damselfish), 1679 nucleotides long. It is a transcript of the gene pinx1, whose product is annotated as PIN2 (TERF1) interacting telomerase inhibitor 1. The record is from RefSeq and is a predicted model, not a curated record. The transcript has 7 exons. The coding region runs from base 32 to 1108 and encodes 358 amino acids. Gene Ontology annotation, molecular function: nucleic acid binding; telomerase inhibitor activity. Lineage: Eukaryota; Metazoa; Chordata; Actinopteri; Pomacentridae. Gene Ontology annotation, cellular component: nucleolus.
CGCUGACGUCACGCUGUGUCAGGACCCCAAGAUGUCGAUGCUAGCUGAACCCCGCAGGAAGCAGAAGUGGUCCGUGGAUCCCAGGAACAGCAGCUGGAGCAACGAUGACUCCAAGUUUGGCCAGAAGAUGUUGGAGCGGAUGGGCUGGUCCAAAGGAAAGGGUUUGGGCCGGACCGAGCAGGGCUCCACCGACCACAUCAAGGUCCGAGUGAAGAACAACAGCUAUGGGCUGGGAGCCGACGCCAGCCACGAGGACAACUGGAUCGCCCACCAGGACGACUUCAACCAGCUGCUGGCUCAACUCAACAGCUGUCACAGCCAGAGCAGCAGCAGCGAACCUGCAGCAGAGGAGCAGAAAGGCUUCAGUCUGGAGGAGAAGUCCAAGACCUCCAGGAAGAGAGUCCACUACAUGAAGUUCACCAAAGGGAAGGAUCUGUCGUCUCGCAGUGAAACGGACCUGAACUGUAUCUUCGGGAAGAGAUCCAGAACUGUUAAAGCUUCAGAACAGGACGGCAGCAGCAGCGACUCUCAGACCGACAGUGACGGCGCCGCGACUCCGGCCGCGACUCCGGCCGCCUCCGAGCUCGACACCGAGUCCAUCACCAAGACGGUCACCAGCUCCCUCACCAUGCAGGAGUACUUCGCCCAGAGGAUGGCCCAGCUGAAGGCCAGAAGAGCGCCGGCUCCAUCUGAGGAACCCGAGCAGAACCACAGCAACAAGGCAGAGGAGCCCACAAAGAAGAAGAAGAGGAAGAAGAAGAAGAAGAAGGAGGAGGAGGAGGAAGCAGCAGAAGAGGAGAUUGAAGAGAAACAGGAGCCUUCGAAGAAGAAGAAGAGGAAAGUAGCAGAAAACGAAGAUGCUGAGAGUGAGAGCUGCAGCGCCUCCUGUGGUGCGGAGGUGAACUGCAACGAGCUGCCUGCUGCCGAGAAGAAGAAGAAGAAGAAGAAAAAGUCUAAAAAACAGAACAAGGAGCUGCUGGACGAACAUGAAGCAGCUGAGAGUCCGACUGUAGAGCCAGAAGGAGGACGGAAGAAGAAGAAGAAGCUCAGUGAGGGAAGAGACGACGAGAAUAAAUCCAAGAAGAACAAGAAUAAGCAUCUAGAGUAGGAGGAGAACUGUGUGAUUGACCUGGAGGAGGUUUUUAUGAAGAAAAGAACUGCACCAGUCAGUGACUCACAUUCACAGCUUCCUUCUGAUCCAGCAUCACGGCAGGAAGUUCAUCGGCUGUCAGAGGAAACGUGUUAAAUCCCUGAAAGGUUCCUUCACAGGUUGAGUUUAGAGCAAAUUCAGCUGAACUGGAAUCAAACCGACUGUUCAGCCGAUGAAACGUUGAUGAAAGCAGCUGAUGUUCCUCCCGUCGGCUCAACGUGAUUCCUCAGACCUGUUCAACAGCUGAUGGAUCCGUCACCAUUAAAUUAAUCUCCAACGAUUUUAAUAUCCAUCAUUUAGUUUGAGUAUUUUUUUAAAGGAAGGAGUUCUGUGGUUCCAGCUCCUUCAGUGAGUGUGUUCUGGGUUCUUUCCUCUGUGACAGUAAACUGAACAUCUUUGGACUCAACGAGACAUUUGAGGAAACUCUGAUCCACAUUUUUUACUAUUUCUGAUCUAUGUCGACAAAAAGCUGAAAAACUUUGACAUGUUGACCUGAAUCCAAGCCUUUAAAUAAACCAGCUGCAUGUUU